AGGGCGGGGAUUUAAAUGUCAUCCAAUCAGAGACGUCAAGCUGGGAACCGUCCAAUCAGCCACGCAGUUGAAGCGGACAGGGCGGCUUCCGGGUUUGGCGGGGCCUUUGUCUCGCUGCAGCCGGAGCUGCGGGUCUCGUCUUCAUUUUUGUGUCCUGUGCUCCUGGAGGCCCAUCUUCUGUGGCCCUGUGACCAGCAGGGGCCGUUGACAUUUAGGGAUGUGGCCAUCGAAUUCUCUCUGGAGGAGUGGCAAUGCCUGGACACUGCUCAGCAGGAUUUGUAUAGAAAAGUGAUGUUAGAGAACUACACAAACCUGGCCUCCUUGGGUAUUGCUGUUUCUAAGCCAGACCUGAUCACCUGUCUGGAGCAAGGAAAAGAGCCCUGGAAUAUGAAAAGACAUGAGAUGGCAGAUGAACCCCCCCCAGUUAUAUAUUCUCAUUUUGCCCAAGACCUUUGGCCAGUGCAGGGCAUAAAAGAUUCUUUCCAAGAAGUCAUAUUGAGAAGAUACGGGAAAUGUGGACAUGAAGACUUACAGUUAACUACAGACUGUAAAAGUGUGGAUGAGUGUAAUCUGUACAAAGAAGGUUAUAAUGAACUAAACCAGUGUUUGACAACUACCCAGAGUGAAAUAUUUCAAUGUGAUCAAUAUAUGAACGUCUUUUACACAUUGUCAAAUUCAAAUAUACAUGAGAUAAGAUAUACUGGAAAGAAACCUUUCAAAUGUAAAAAAUGUGACAGAUCAUUUUGCAUGCUUUUACAUCUAACUCAACAUAAAAGAACUCAUAUUAGGGAGAAUGCUUACCAAUGUGAAGAAUGUGGUAAAGUCUUUAACUGGUUCUCAACCCUUACUAGACACAGGAGAAUUCACACUGGAGAGAAGCCCUACAAAUGUGAAGAAUGUGGCAAAGCUUUUAAGCAGUCUUCAACCCUUACUGCACAUAAGAUAAUUCAUACUGGAGAGAAACCUUACAGAUGUGAAGAAUGUGGCAAAGCCUUUAACCGGUCCUCGCACCUUACUACACAUAAAAGAAUCCAUACUGGAGAGAAACCCUACAAAUGUGAGGAAUGUGGCAGAGCUUUUAACCGGUCUUCACAUCUUACUACCCAUAAGAUUAUUCAUACUGGAGAGAAACCCUACAAAUGUGAGGAAUGUGGCAAAGCUUUUAACCAGUCGUCAACCCUUACUACACAUAAGAUAACUCAUGCUGGAGAGAAACCCUACAAAUGUGAAGAAUGUGGCAAAGCUUUUUACCGAUUCUCAUACCUUACUAAACAUAAGAUAAUUCAUACUGGAGAGAAAUUCUACAAAUGUGAGGAAUGUGGCAAAGGCUUUAAUUGGUCCUCAACCCUUACUAAACAUAAGAGAAUUCAUACUGGAGAGAAACCGUACAAAUGUGAAGAAUGUGGCAAAGCUUUUAAUGAGUCCUCAAACCUUACUGCACAUAAGAUAAUUCAUACUGGAGAGAAACCCUACAAAUGUGAGGAAUGUGGCAAAGCCUUUAACCGGUCCCCAAAACUUAAUGCACAUAAAAUAAUUCAUACUGGUGAGAAACCCUACAAAUGUGAAGAAUGUGGCAAAGGUUUUAACCAAAUCUCAAACCUUACUAAACAUAAGAUAACUCAUAGUGGGGAUACAUCUUACAAAUACGAAGAAUGUGAUAAAGCCUUUAACCUGUCCUCAACCCUUACUACACAUAAGGUAAUGCAUACAGGAGAGAAACCCUACAACUGUGAAGAGUGCAGCAAAGCUUUCGACCAGUCCUCAAAUUUAUCGAACAAAGUAAUUCAUACUGGAGGGAAACCCUACAAAUGUGAAGACUGUGGCAAAGCCUUUAACCAGUCCUCAACUCUUACUAAACAUAAGAAAAUUCAUACUGAAGAGGAACUCUAUGAGUGUGAAUAAUAUGGCAAUGCUUUCAACAAGUCCUCAAUGUUUAACAGACAUAAGAUAAUUUAUACUGCAAAAAAAAA
Molecule: messenger RNA, 1970 nt
Organism: Sapajus apella (tufted capuchin)
Lineage: Eukaryota; Metazoa; Chordata; Mammalia; Primates; Cebidae
Product: zinc finger protein 430-like
Biological process (GO): negative regulation of transcription by RNA polymerase II
Molecular function (GO): DNA-binding transcription repressor activity, RNA polymerase II-specific
Source: RefSeq, a predicted model, not a curated record